AUGGAAACGCAUAGUUUGGGCUCAAACCUGGAGGACUCAGAGGCGGAAUUAUUGAGGGCUCAAAGGACGUUGGAGACACUACAAAUUCACAUUGAGAAUGAGACUGAGAAUCAACUUAACUCCGAAAACGCAGGAGUUUUGUCUACUAUCCGAGAUUUAGAAGACAGUGAAAAGAAGCUCACAUCCAUCGUGGAUCGAGCAUCGCAUGCCAUGCAAAUUCUAGCCGCUGAAAGCGAACUUCCUGAAGCAUAUGCUGCAAAAGAAAAUCUCAUUUUGAGUGUUGCAAUCCAGACCGAAGUCAUUCGAGCUCUGGAGAUGCAGUUGGCUCUACCUGAACGACUGCUGCACCCUGAUAUCAUAGAUCUCAAAUGGCUUACAGAAGUGGUUCAAGACACUAAUGAUGAUGAUACAUGCAAGGAUGCUAAAUUAGAGACCCUCCGCCGUUUGCAGACAGCUUCAGCCGAUACCCUUUCGCAUGUGUUCGAAUGGCUGGCAGAUGUGAUGUGA
Molecule: messenger RNA, 507 nt
Organism: Lentinula edodes (shiitake mushroom)
Lineage: Eukaryota; Fungi; Basidiomycota; Agaricomycetes; Agaricales; Omphalotaceae
Exons: 3
Coding region: 1-507 (168 amino acids)
Source: RefSeq, a predicted model, not a curated record